AUGGCUCCUCAACCCACCUGCUCCGUAGAGGAGUUCACCCGCACGACUUUCGACUAUGUCAUCUGUGGUGGAGGAACCGCCGGAUUGGCAAUCGCAGCUCGUCUCAGCGAAAACCCAGACGUGACAGUCGGCGUCAUUGAGGCGGGCAAGUAUCGUAUUGGAGAUCCUUUGGUUGAUACGCCUGCGGCUUUCUCUCAGAUGUUUGAGAAUCCCGAGUAUGACUGGUGCAUGUAUACAACGCCGCAGGAGGGAAACCAAGGCAAAAUCCAGCAUAUCCCGCGAGGCAAAGCCCUCGGUGGUUCUAGUGCCAUCAAUUAUAUGAUGUACGUCCGAGGCUCGUUGCAGGACUAUGAUGAUUGGGCGGAACUCGCAGAGGAUGAAGGGUGGUCUGCAGAGAUAAUGCAGCAGUACAUGCGAAAGCAUCAAACCCUCGAGCCAAUCGACCCAUCAAUUACCGAUACAUCAACCAUGCCCCUAGUAGGCCAAUUCCACGGCACAAGCGGACCAGUCCGCACAAGUUUCAACGACACCAUACUGCCAGUCGAAAACGACAUCAUCAAAGCCUGCGAAGAAACAACCGGCCUCCCAAAUAAACCCAUCGACCCCUGGAGCGGCGACCACAUCGGCUUCUACCAUACCCUCGGCACAGUCGUACGCACUGGACCGAACAAGGGAAAACGCAGUUACGCCGCGCGCGGGUACUACGAAGCGAACCGCGAGAGUCGACCGAACCUGAAAGUCCUGUGCGAAGCACUGGUCAACAAGGUCGUUCUUGAUGGCAACAAAGCGUCCGGCGUGAGUCUCAGCCACGGCGGAGUCGAGUACCAAGUCUCAGCGCGACGAGAGGUAGUCGUCUGUGGUGGAACGAUUAAAUCGCCUCAGAUUUUGGAAUUGUCGGGUAUUGGUGAUCCGGCUGUUCUCGAGGCUGCUGGUGUCGAGUGUAAGGUUGCCAACGCUGCUGUCGGGGCAAAUGUGCAGGAUCAUUCUAUUACUAUUAAUAUGUUUAAUGUCCAGCCUGGUGUUGUCACGCUUGAUACGCUUGCGCAGGUCCCUGAGGCUAUGCAGGCUGCUGCGAAGCAGUAUGCUGAGAGCGCCACUGGGCCUUUGAGUUGCAUUGCUAGUAUGCAGGGAUUCUUCCCUGCGAAGAAGGUGCUCUCGGAGGAGGAGUUUGAGGGUGUUUUGAAGAGUAUUCGGGAUGUGGUGCCGACUAGUGCUUUCCAUGAGAAGCAGCUCAAGCAGAUUAUUGCGCAUCUGGAGAGUGAUCAUUCUGCUAAUUUGCAGGUUGUUCUUGUGCCUGCUACUAUGGAACACGAGGGUCUUCAACAUCAGAGUAAGCUUCUUACGCCUAGGGCUGCGGAUAAGCCUGCUGGGAUUACUUUUGCUCUGUGUUUGCAAUAUCCGGUUGCGAGGGGGUCUAUUCAUAUUGACAGUUCUGAUCCAACUAAACCCCCUGUCAUCAAUCCCAACUACGGCGGUCACGAGGCAGAUAUCUCCGUUCUUGCCGCUGCAAUCCGCUGGAGCGACAAAGUCACUAAAUCCUCGCAUCUCAAGCAAUCCAUCCUUAGCCGUACAUAUCCCGAGCCGGAAGUGGAUUUGCAAGACUUUGAUACCGCCAGACAGGCAAUUCAUGAGCUUGUUGCCGGCGAGUACCAUAUCUGUGGCUCGGUUGCGUUGGGUGAUGCGCUCGAUUCUAGAUUGAGGGUCAAGGGCGUUGAGGGACUCCGAGUUGCUGAUGCAUCGGUGUUCCCUAACAACGUUAGUGGAAAUAUUGUUUCUAGCGUUUAUGCUGUUGCUGAGAAGGCGGCGGAUUUGAUUCGUGAGGAUUGGGAUUUCGGGGCUGUUGGGAAGGCUGUGGCUUGA
Molecule: messenger RNA, 1860 nt
Organism: Penicillium canescens
Lineage: Eukaryota; Fungi; Ascomycota; Eurotiomycetes; Eurotiales; Aspergillaceae
Product: GMC family oxidoreductase
Exons: 4
Coding region: 1-1860 (619 amino acids)
Molecular function (GO): flavin adenine dinucleotide binding; oxidoreductase activity, acting on CH-OH group of donors
Source: RefSeq, a predicted model, not a curated record